GAGAGAGAGAGAGAGAGAGAGAGAGAGAGAGAGAGAGAGAGAGAGAGAGAGAGAGGUCUGCGUUCUGGUGCGCCCUGUGGUUGUGCGGCAACAGCGAGACGAUCAAGAUCGCAGGGCAAAAUGGGAAACACAUGCGGGGGAAAUCUCGAGGAAGCGCCUCCUGCGACGGGCUUUGACCAGAAAGAGCCUCCACCUAUCGAUCUUGCGAACAUGACAGAUGUGGACUGGAAGAAAAUUUUGACUCCGGAGCAGUACAGAGUGUGCAGACGGAAGGGAACGGAAAUGGCAUUUUCAGGGCAGUAUUGGAACACGAAGACGAAAGGAAUGUACCUUUGCGUUUGUUGCAAGACAGCACUUUUCAGGUCCCAGACGAAGUUCGAUAGUGGAACGGGCUGGCCGUCGUUCUACGACAAGGUGGAUCUGAACGUGAAGAUGGAAAUGGACUGGUCGAUUCCCUUCAUGCCGCGUACGGAGGUUUCGUGCGCGAAAUGCAAUGCACAUCUAGGCCAUGUGUUCAGUGACGGACCCCCGCCAACUCUAAAAAGAUAUUGCAUAAACAGUGUGGCGUUGGUACUGAAGCCGGACGACAAAUCCUAGAGAUGUGGCUGCCAAGUGCUUUGGUCCGGCAUGUCCUCACCGGUGACGUCAACGGUUUGGGGUGUCUGUCUGUUAAAUUUCCAUUUGUACGUUUUCCUCUGAUCUGUGAUUCAAUUCAUUGAUGCGUAGAAAGCUGUGGACCUGCGACUGCACUGGCGUUGGCCUUAGCCCCCCCUUCGAUAAGCGCGAGCGAUGUCUCUUUCGUCAAACAAGGAUGACGAAUGGAAUCGCGUCUCUUGCCCACUGCGAG
This is a messenger RNA of Chara braunii, 847 nucleotides long. Lineage: Eukaryota; Viridiplantae; Streptophyta; Charophyceae; Charales; Characeae. The record is from the annotation of a GenBank genome assembly.